UCGUUCUUGUGUUAAUUUUUUCCUCAAAAUAAGUAAACUAUUUCUGAAAAAUAACGCUUUUGUCUUUUAUGUUGUUUCAAUUUUGCUUAAGUUAUUGACUUGGCAGCAUGCAGUGUUCGUAUUUUAUUGUAUUUCUUGAAUCUUGAUCAUUCUUACAGAUCUGUUAGUGAUUUUGAUAAGGAUCGAAUCUUGAACGUUUGUAUUUUCAGAAAUUUGUCUGAGCAGGCACGUGAAAGAUUUUAAUCAGAUCAAUUGCAAGUGUUUACACAUAAGCUGCUAACUACAAGUAUCUUUGUUCUUAGAAAAAUUGAAAACCCGAGGUUGAAGUUGAUUUUUGCCACAGGAUAGAUUCAAGAUUUCAGUGUUUUGUGUGUUAUAUUUUGAAAGAUGUUUAUAUUUGAUGUUUGUGGAGAGGAACAACUGUGUGAAUGUAAUGUCACGAGUCAAAUGGUGGAAUAUAGUUGUUUAUGUUAUACAAGUAGUUGUACAUAGUACUCAUCGAAAGCAAGCGUAAUCAAUUCAACUUUUUAAUCUAUUCCACUUGCCGGCUAAUUUUGCUGUUCUUGUCUAGAUUCUUUUCUUUGAGUGUUUAUAUAUAUAGUAGCCAAGAUAGUUGUAGGUAUGAAACCAUCAUUUACAAAAUUGUUAGUUUUUUACUUAAUUGAGUUCUUUGAUCGGAAGGAAUGAUCAAAAAGAUGUCGUUUCUUUGGAAAAAUUUAUUCAUCUUCUUCUUAACAAUAAUUGUAUUGAAAGGAGAAGAAGUUGUUGCUCAAGAAAAGCAAGCAUGCUUGCCUACAGACACUGGUCCUGUCAUACCAACAACCCCGUUAGUAAUUUUUCUCGAAAAGCUUCAAGAAACGGCCCUUAAUACUUAUGGUCACAAAGGAUUUGACCCCAAAUUAUAUGUGGACAUGUCCCUAAGAUUCAAUCUUUCUGAGACCCAUGAAGCCUUUAACAAGCUCCCCAGGACUGACAAUGGCUCUGUAUUGGCACCUCAUUUGAAUGGAUUUCUCAGUGAAUAUAUGAAUGCUGCUGGCGAUGAUCUGGUGUAUGUUGAGCCGGUUGAUUUUGUUGCCCAGCCUGCUGGAUUUUUGCCUAAUGUGGAUAAUCUUGAGGUGAGGGCUUGGGCAUUGGAGGUACAUUCCCUUUGGAAGAAUCUGAGUCGCCAAGUGUCAGACCAGGUUCUAGACCACCCGGAUUUGCAUUCGUUGUUGCCUCUGGCAAGCCCAGUUAUGAUUCCAGGUUCACGGUUUCGUGAGGUAUAUUAUUGGGAUUCUUAUUGGGUAAUAAGGGGCUUGCUUGCAAGUAAGAUGUAUGAGACCGCCAAAGGUAUUGUUACGAAUCUUGUAUCACUGAUUGAAAAUUUUGGACAUGUCCUUAAUGGUGCAAGGGCAUAUUAUACCAAUAGAAGCCAGCCUCCACUUUUAAGUGCGAUGAUAGUAGAUAUAUAUAACAGAACUAGUGAUUUGGACUUUGUUCGAAAGUCUCUGCCAUCCCUGAUCACUGAGCAUAACUUUUGGAAUUCAGGUAUACAUAGGAUGAACAUCCAGGAUAGUCAAGGAAAAACUCAUUAUUUGAGUCGUUACUAUGCAAUGUGGAAUGAACCGAGGCCAGAAUCAUCAACUAUUGACAAAGAAACUGCUGGCAAGCUCUCGAAUUUUUGUGAGAAACAGCAUCUGUACCGUGAACUAGCUUCAGCUGCUGAGUCCGGCUGGGACUUCAGUUCAAGAUGGAUGAGGAAUGCUUCUGAUCUCACAACUUUGUGUACAACAUCAAUUAUACCUGUAGACUUGAAUGCAUUUAUACUUAAGAUGGAACUUGACAUAUCCUACUUGGCACAUGUUUCCCAAGAUGAGAGCACUGCUGAGCACUUUGCAGAAGCAUCAAAAGCCAGACAAACUGCAAUGAACACGGUCUUGUGGAAUGAAGAAAUGGGACAAUGGCUUGAUUACUGGAUAGAUGCCAACUCUUCUAGCCAGGGUACUUACAAAUGGAAGGCAUCAGACCAAAAUCAAAGUGUAUUUGCCUCAAACUUCAUCCCUUUGUGGACUCAGCCAUUUAACUCAGACGAUGAUCUGGUGGAUAAAGUUUCUAAAAGCCUUCAACAUUCAGGCCUUCUCCGUGAUGCAGGGAUUGCAACUUCUUUGGCAAAUACAGGACAGCAAUGGGAUUUUCCAAAUGGCUGGGCUCCACUUCAACACAUGAUCGUCGAAGGCCUAGUAAAGUCUGGAUCUAAAGAGGCAAGGUCCUUGGCAGAGGACAUUGCAAUGAAAUGGAUCAAUACCAACUAUGCUGCAUACAAAAAAACUGGUACCAUGCAUGAAAAAUAUGAUGUGGAAAAGUGUGGAGCAUUUGGCGGUGGUGGCGAAUAUGUACCCCAAACUGGGUUUGGCUGGUCGAAUGGAGUUGUCUUGGCUUUCUUGGAAGAAUUCGGAUGGCCUGAAGACUUGAAAAUAGGUUGCUAGUGACAGGAACUUGUGGUUUAAUAUAUAUAGAUUUUACUGAUGUUCAAAAGAUGAUUUCUUAGUAGUGCAACUUAUAAGCAGCUAAUGUGUUGCAGAUUGCUGUAUAAUUAUGCUUCUAUCUCAAAUAUAUUUCUUUUUAAUUAAA
Molecule: messenger RNA, 2610 nt
Organism: Daucus carota subsp. sativus
Lineage: Eukaryota; Viridiplantae; Streptophyta; Magnoliopsida; Apiales; Apiaceae
Product: probable trehalase
Exons: 11
Coding region: 684-2465 (593 amino acids)
Biological process (GO): trehalose catabolic process
Molecular function (GO): alpha,alpha-trehalase activity
Source: RefSeq, a predicted model, not a curated record